Molecule: messenger RNA, 1668 nt
Organism: Spodoptera litura
Lineage: Eukaryota; Metazoa; Arthropoda; Insecta; Lepidoptera; Noctuidae
Source: RefSeq, a predicted model, not a curated record
CUUUAUUACUUGAUUUUAUUUUAUUUUAUACCUAUUCGUAUUGGAUUGGACAAGAUUUAGGAUAUCAGAAAUCAGAGAUUGCUUGAAAAUAUAAACACGGGUUUGAGUGUACAAAACAGUUGUUUAUGUGUGACUAACCUACUUGUACCAAAAUCUAUGGCCUUUAACUUGUUAUAUCUACAAAAACGUAAGGAAAAAAUCCAAAUGGAAUUCCCAAUUUAUUUAUCUAUUCACGUCAUCCUGUUUGGACAAUCUGAAAUAAAACGGGGGCAUCUGAGGAAGGGAGCAACAGUGUGCUUACAGUGUUCACGUUAGAAUUUCAUAAAAUUCGCAAUAAAAGUAUGUGGCGAUCGGCUUCGAUGGGCGCGCGGCUGUGCGCCGGGCUGGCGCUGGCGAUGUCGCUGGCACUCGGCGCCGGUCGCCGCGACUACAAGGACCCGGAGGCACGCCACCACUCCGACCUCUCGCUCUGGAUAGAUGAGCGACAAGUUCGGAUGUUCAGUGGCAUAUCAAUGCAAGUAUUCGCCAUAAUAAACGGGCACGUAUCACCAUACGUGUUGGACCCGAACUUCUCAAACAAACUACCAGUGAUACCAUCUGAAGUGGGCUACGUCAACUUUACAUGGAAAUCCAAGAAGCGGUACUAUUACGACUUUGAUAUUUUGACGUCAUCAGACCUGACUAUACUGAAACCACCUGUCCUGUCCAUAAAGACCCGCGGACGGGUGCCUAAAACUUCUAAAGAAUUCAGUAUAAUUUUGCCAUGUGUGGGCAAUAAUAGCGGUGUGGCCACAUUUGAAAUAGGCCUUGUGCUAAAAAAUGGCCGCGGUUUGCCGCUUAAAGGCACCCCACUUAGAUUACACCUAAAGAAGGAAUGCGCACAGAGAGGUGUGUAUUUAGAAAGGACAGGGCCGGAUCCGGAGUGCGACAAAAAAUGUGCGAAUCAGGGGUGGUGCAAUAACGAGAAGAUAUGUCAAUGUCCUGAAGGAUACAUGGGGCAGGACUGUAGGACGGCGCUGUGUUACCCGCAGUGCAUGAAUGGAGGGAACUGCACCGCGCCCGGAGUCUGCUCCUGUCCGCCAGGGUACCAGGGACGGAAUUGUGAAGGAGGUAUAUGCGCUCAAAAAUGUCUAAAUGGCGGCAAAUGUAUACAGAAGGACACCUGCGAAUGUCCGAAGGGGUACUAUGGAUUACGUUGUGAAUUUUCAAAAUGCGUGAUCCCGUGCUUGAAUGGUGGUCGGUGUAAAGGGGUGAACAAAUGUCGGUGUCCUGUGGGACUGGGCGGUAACCACUGCGAGGUGGGGCGACGGGUGGGCGACUGCUCGUGCAGGGGGGAGUCUUGUGCGGGCCAGCACACGUGUCGACACGGCCGCUGUGUGGCCGGCGCCUGUGUCUGCGAGCCAGGGUGGAGGGGGCGCUGGUGUCAUAGGUCCACAGGAUCAUCAGAAGAGUCCGGUGAAUACAAGAGGCCACGAUGAAAUGCUGACGAAACUACUUAAUAAUGUGAUUUUAAUUAAUUUUAUAAAAAAAAAAUACUUUAUACAUAUUUUGUAACAUUGAUAAAUUAGUCAUUUAGAUGAUAAGUUCUACGCCACUUAGACUUUGUAAUUAGAUUAUUUUAUGAAAUAAUAUAAAAUAUUAGACAUAGGUACAAUUUGUAAACUUGUU